This is a messenger RNA of Cylicocyclus nassatus, 820 nucleotides long. NCBI's taxonomy places the organism in Eukaryota, Metazoa, Nematoda, Chromadorea, Rhabditida, Strongylidae. The record is from the annotation of a GenBank genome assembly.
CUAGUGUACUGUUUAUCUUGAUUUUUGCAGGUAUGGCUACAUCUCUAGUCCGUUCAGUAGCUCGAGUGGCGCUCACACGUGGCACGGCUCUCCGAACAAUUUCUACUACUCCUAACUGUUUAUCCAGCAAGGCAGAUGAUAUUAUGGAAAAAUGGCCAGCAGAGAAGUUUGACAAGCACUUCAUCGAUUAUUUCAACAGACCAGAAAUUGAUGGCUGGGAAGUGAGAAAAGCACUCACCGAGCUUCACGACUACGAUGUCAUACCUGAUCCCAAAGUUGUAGAAGCAGCUCUUCGUGCUUGUCGUCGCGUUAACGAUUUCGCUCUCUGUGUUCGAUUUUUGGAAGCGAUCAAGAUCAAGUGCGGAUCAAGGAAAAAUAGAGAUGUCAUCUACACAUACAUAAUCAAAGAGGUCAAACCGGUGCUGGAUGAACUUGGCAUUUCAACACCAGAAGAGCUGGGCUACGACAAGCCUGAGUUCUUCAUUCCUGAGCCUGAGAAGUGGUGGGAGAAGAAGUGGUACUAUGACUACGGUCUCGACAAGAUACCUGCUUUCCAAAUUGGUAAAUAAAGCUAGUGAUGUAGUCGAUAUAAAAGUUUGUCCCAGUUUGUUCAUCUGUGUGAUACUGUCUGGAGUUUCGGGAGUUUUACUGUUGUAGUGUACAGUUGAUUAGGGCCCAGUCUAUACAUGAUACUUUCAAGAGUAGCUUGAUCGAGCGCUAUAUUACUGCCUGUUACUGAUUUGAGAUUAACAGCAUGAAUUUUUUAAAUUGUAUCACUGCUCAAUAAACCGUCACUAACAUGCAACAACUGCAAAUGGCA